This is a messenger RNA of Diaporthe citri, 4398 nucleotides long. RefSeq lists its product as uncharacterized. The transcript is spliced from 13 exons. Bases 1 to 4398 code for a protein of 1465 amino acids. Gene Ontology annotation, biological process: regulation of synaptonemal complex assembly; meiotic cell cycle. NCBI's taxonomy places the organism in Eukaryota, Fungi, Ascomycota, Sordariomycetes, Diaporthales, Diaporthaceae. The record is from RefSeq and is a predicted model, not a curated record. Gene Ontology annotation, molecular function: protein binding.
AUGGACAGGAAGAAGAAGAAUGGCGCCAACGUCAGCGAUGACCAGGAAACCAAGUCCGACAGAGACUCCAGGCCUGUGCCGGCGCACACCGUGUCGGGCGAUGGAGAUAGGGCGAGGGCCAGCACGAGCGCGAGCAGCGACAAGGGCAGCAGCAAAGCCCAUUCGCAUGCGCCAGACGACGCCAACAAGCAGGGCCCCCAGAAAAAGAGGCGCAAGGUCACUCAUGCUUGCGUAUAUUGCCGUCGAUCUACUAUUGCCAUGGUCGAGGGCUACAGCAGCAAGCCCACCAAGGGCUGUUAUGCCGUGCUGCGGCUGCACUGCGAGAUUCGGCACGGCACGGGCACCGCGCGGCGCUGGCGCUGCACUCGCAACAUCGGCCAUCUCUGCCACGACGAGCCCCGCGAGCAUGACACCAAGAAGGCAAGGGGCAGCACAGCCGCGGGCUCAAAUAUGGACGAAACGGAAUCCCAAUCGGACAUCGCGCACAGUGCCAUGGACCAGACCACAAGCGCUGCUGUUGCUGCCGCCAUGAGCGCCCCCUCCUUCGACGGGGGAGCGGCUGCUGCAGCCGCAGCUGCUGGUAUCACGGCUGGUGCUGCGGGCUCACUGGGUCGGGGCAGCUCGAUACAGCUUGUGCGACCGGCACAGCUCUCUGGGAUGCAAGCCAGCGGCCUGGGCCGCGGCAACAUGAACCAAUUUGCCGGCUUCUCGGAUGCGUGGUUGACUGCCCAGAACCACCUCCAGGACGUGCACAGCUACCAGUCCAGUUACUUGAUGGCCCCUGAGGUCAGCAACGAGUUCAAUCUUCUCAACGAGUUCCUGAAUAGUAGUCUCCUCGAUGACGGCGGCCUCUUAUCUGGCGACCUAGACCAAGGCACCACGAAAACACAGAACGAUAUGCUGCCAGGCUAUGGCCUCAACCAGAGCAGCCUGCUCCCGCCGAGCGCACUGCCCGCAGGGUCCAUGCCGCCGCCAGCCGACUCAGAACAAGGCGCACCCGCCACCCGACCGGCAGCGACCAACCCAGAGGACAAAAAGCGGCGCGAGGCCGCCGAGUUCUACCUCCAGGUCGCCGACCCGUCGGGGAACGACAUGCCCGAGAAGCGGAUGGAGCGGGUGCUGCUCUCCAAGUACGAGGCGGGCCUGCUGAGGCCGUUCAACUACAUCCAGGGCUACAAGCGGCUCAUGGACUACCUCGAGUCGCACAUCCACGCGAGCUCCAAGCAGAAGAUCCUGGCGCAGAUCAACCGGUUCCGGCCAAAGUUCCGCGAGAAGGUGCAGCAGCUGACGGAUAUCCAGCUGGUGUAUGUGGAGAUGUGGUUCGAGCGCACGCUGAUGGAGUACGACCGCGUCUUCGCCAGCAUGGCGGUGCCGGCGUGCUGCUGGAGGAGGACGGGCGAGAUCUUCAGGGGCAACAAGGAGAUGGCGGAGCUGAUCGGGGUUCAGGUCGAGGACCUGAGAGACGGCAAAAUUGCGCUGCACCAGAUCCUCACAGAGGCCUCGGUGGUGCGAUAUUGGGAGGAGUUUGGCACGAUUGCAUUUGACCCAUCACACGAUACCCUUCUCACGGCGUGCGAGCUCAAGUCCCCCAUCGAUGAAGGCAAGGCGAAGGCCAAGUCCAAGGAGAUCAAAUGCUGCUUCUCGUUGAAGAUCCGGCGGGAUGACGCCAAGAUGCGCCUGCCGACCGACAAGGACGACUCAGCGGCCUCCCAGGCGCUCCUCAGUGAGGUCCAGAAGCAGACCCAGUCUCUUGGACGGUACUCGGACAAGCCACAUCAUGCCUUGCUGCAUGAUGAAGACCUGGAGUCGGAGGGAACCAGGCUAUGGAAUGUCUGCACGCGACUAAGCAGAGAGAACCCUGCCAAGUCCUCAGCAGGAUUGAAGCUUGUUCUCUGGAGUCGAGUCCUCGCCUUCCACAUUUUGCAUUCGUGUCAAUGGUCAACCAAGUCCACAGUCCCAGUCGCCUCACACCUCAUGGGACUGGCUCUGAGAGUGGCGAAGUUGUGUAUCGACGAUGACGACGUCCAGAAUACGAGGCUUAUUCUACAGAAGGCCGCAGACUAUCACCGCCGACUGCAGGACAUGUCACCAACGAUGCAAUCGGAAGAUACGGACCAGACUGUAGAGAUGGAGGCUGAAUGGACAGCGUUGCGGAUUGCCCUGGCCUGGAGAGACAACCAGCUCGAUGUCGCCGAGCAUCUGUUUGCCCAAGCAAAUGACCUGCUGCGCAAGGUCAAGCCGGCCUCAUCAAAUAAUAUCAUCGACAUUUAUUUCCAGAUUGGUCGGGGAAUGCUCUCGAAAGGCGACUCUGCCAUGGCAGAAAAGUGGCUUCGGCGCGCUUGGGAUGCUAUUAAUGGCCAGAGACUACAGGAUCUGCCGCGUGAUGCGGUUGAGCUCCGCAUGGCAAUAGUGCAGUCUCUCGUUACCGUUCUCCUCAAUCUCCAGACAAAUGAGAGCAACGAGAAAGCCCAUAAUAUCGUCAAAUACAUCGAAUCCGAGGUCGGUGAUCAGCCAAUUGUCUUGCUGCUCAACCUGGAAAUCCUCAACAGGUCACCCGCGGAAGUCUUUGACAGUGAAGCAUACGGCAACAUACUUCGAAGAAUGAUACGAAGUUUUCAUCCGAGUGAAUCGAAUUUCAGACUGUUGGCCCAUCAUAUUCGGAAAGUCCAUGCCAAAAGCCCUGGUCUCGGCUGUGCCAUUCUCGACGAAUUUCUUGCUUCUUUGAUCAAGACCGGCCAGAGUGGUUGGAUUGACAAGGCCGUGGUCACUCGAAUUUUCAUGACAACAAGCCAGCGAGAUUUCGGUGGAAGCAUCGAUGAGGCCGAGAAAGCUCUGUCAAAAGUGGAAGAACCCGUCAGCGCCGAUGCAGGCUUUUCAGCACACACCUUGAUCUGGAAGAAAAUCGAAGCCAAUUAUGGCCAAGGUCAGUAUGAAAUGGCCGAGAAAUGGUGUCGAUUGGCGCUCAGCCCGGUAUUCUCCAACUCUGGGCCGUUGAACAGUUCCAAGAUCCAGAGGAAGCUUCUUCUAUGCGCCAUGGCACGGAACGAUGUCGAUUCAGCCAAGUCGACAUUUUACACCAUGUCACGCGAUGCUCAGGAAGAUCCUAUGACGCAGUAUUUGAUGUACAAGACUGCGGUACGCAGCGGGGAUCGGGAAUCGGCAGCAGGGCAUCUUGAAGCGGUGGCAAAGGCGUCACCUGCACACAUGCAUUUCCUAUAUGCUUGUGUCGCGGAUUCACAGCAAGUCAAAGACAGACUUAUUGCCAUUGACGCCCUGAAAGAGCUUGCGGAUGUGUACGACUUUCAGAAUCCAGGCCCAGUGCACUUGCCAGCCCUUCUCCGCUGUACUAUUAUGUUGCUUCACGGGCUCCUGGAGAGCGGAGACGAGGCACAGCGGCAAUCUGUCGUCGUCGAUUUAUGUUGUGUCUUCGAUGCAGUGGCUACAGCGGCUUAUAAAUCACCAGAAAACAAGAGCGGGAAGAAGCUAUUCGACGUUCGAGAGUUGGAGUGGUUCUGCCAGAACUCAUACAAUCUCGGUCUGAAGCAUGCGGGUGAUUGGAGCCUCCGGAGCGUUGUUCAGAUCUUGACGGCAUGCGUCAACAUCAUUCAAGCUUUUCCAAACGAUAUUGGAGCAGAAGUGGCUGCAGAUCUGUCCCUCAAGUCAAUCUUUUGCAAUUUUCUCAUCUCAUCUGCACUUGUGGCCCUUGCCCGGUCACAAGACAACCUGGAGAGGCAACUUCAAGACUACCUCAUCAUGAGAAAACAUAUCAUGGCCGCUGAUUCCGAGAUUCAGGAGCGGAUGGAGAGCCAGAGCCUUGAUGAAGUUGCAUCGAGAGACCUACUCAAUAAGCUUGCAUUGUUGCUGGCGUUCGACUUCGAGGCAGCUAUGGCUUUGAAAUGUUGGCAGGACCUCGGAGAAAUCGUGUUGAAGGCUAGUACCUGCCAGAACAUUGAGUCUUUCAAGACCAUGGCAGACUGCAUCUUGCGGGCUCAUGUACCUACAGAACAACUAUUCAGUGUUCUACGCAAGGUCAUCAAUCAGAUCUCGGGGCUGCAAGACUGUGAUCCAUCCAAGCUCGCCAAGUAUACCAGAUGUCUGUUCCAGGCCGUUGCCCCGAGCAGUGACAAUCUCGCAGGGAUACUGUUGGACGAAGCCUGCAGGAUGGCAAGUGAUGCUCAUGGGACACCGGCGGCAUGGCCCUCGGAAGAACUGGAAUGGAUGGCAUCAGCGGCUUACAAUCACUCUAUCGAUUUAUGGGGGCAGGAUGAGAGAAAAGGCUGCAUGUGGUGGGCUCAGAAAGCGAUGUCCAUUGCCCACUUUUGCGAUGACCAGGGACAUUUGGAGGAAAUGCUGCAGGGCAAAUACGCGAAGCUCAGACUUAAUGUCAAUGGCGACUAG